This is a messenger RNA of Triticum aestivum (bread wheat), 1265 nucleotides long. RefSeq names its product alpha carbonic anhydrase 7. Gene Ontology annotation, molecular function: zinc ion binding; carbonate dehydratase activity. The record is from RefSeq and is a predicted model, not a curated record. The transcript is spliced from 4 exons. Lineage: Eukaryota; Viridiplantae; Streptophyta; Magnoliopsida; Poales; Poaceae. Gene Ontology annotation, biological process: one-carbon metabolic process. Bases 113 to 979 code for a protein of 288 amino acids.
CGAUCGAUACAUUAUAGCCACCUUUUGGCUUGGACACUCUCCGUAGCCUGUAGGCGAACUCAACAACACGGAGUACUCGAUCGUCAAGACGUACGUACCGGCGCGGGCGCGCAUGGCUUGGAGCAGCGGCAUGGCCGCCGUGCCCAUCCCCACCACCAUCUUCGUCUUCUUGCUGCUUCUUCCUCUCUGCGUCGUCCGCCAUGCGCGGGCGCAAGAACUUGACAGCGAGGAGGAGUUCAGCUACCGGAGCGGCCGGGACAACAGCCCGGACCGGUGGGGCCUCCUCCGGACGGACUGGGCGGCCUGCUACUGGGGCCGGAUGCAGUCCCCGAUCCGCGUCCCCGGCGACGGUCCGGUCACCGGCCCCCGGAACGGCCGCCUCGCCCGCACCUACCGCUACUCGCCGGCCACCCUGGUGAACCGCGGGCACGACAUCAUGGUGAGGUUCGACGGCAACGCGGGGUCCGUGGUGUUGGACGGCGUCUCGUACAGGCUCCGGCAGAUGCACUGGCACUCCCCCAGCGAGCACGCCCUGGACGGGCGCAGGUACGACCUGGAGCUGCACAUGCUCCACCAGAGCGACAAGGCGAGCAACAAGUACGCCGUCGUCGCGCAGCUCUUCCAGAUCGGGGAGCACCGCGACGAGACCCUGCACAUGCUGGAGCCGUACAUCGAGAGGAUCGCGGACAGGAGGCAGGGGCACGAGGAGGAGAUCGACUACGAGGUGGACCCGAGGAGGCCCGUGAGGGGGAGCGACACGUUCUACAGGUACACGGGCUCCUUCACCACGCCGCCGUGCACCGAGGGCAUCGCCUGGGCGGUCGCCACCAAGGUGCGGCAUGUGUCCCGUCACCAGGUGGAGCUGCUCAGAGACGCCGUCCACGACCAUGCCAGGAGGAACGCUCGGCCGCUCCAGGAGGCCAACGGCAGGGGCAUCGCCCUGUACUACGGCUGGCCUCGUUCCGGUGACGGGAAUUAAGACGGCCGGAAGCGUCUGCACUUAACAUUGUCACUAGUUGAUCUCACUCUAGUUCGUUAGGCUGAAUAUAUAAACCCCGGCCCCUCGCUAGCGGGAGGGAUCUCACUCUAGCUCUGGUUUCGUUCAGCGUCUUGGUUGGAGUUGUCUGCCGGCGGCAAUGUUCCCAGAUAGAAAUAAUGUCUUCCAUGUCCGAUUCCAAUGGUGAAUUUAGCAUCAUCAAAGGUCAUGUGAUGUUUUAUCUCCGUCGAUCUUGUAAGAUUCGAUAGAUGCUGGUCAUUGGUGGGUC